AUGGAAUUGCAAGACAUCAAGGGCAACACAGCAUUCUGCUUCGCCGCUGCGUCUGGGAACAUGGACAUUGCUCGCUUGUUGCUGCACAAGAACUCAUUCUUGCCUCUCAUCAGAGGCGGAAAUGGACGCACCCCUCUUCACUUCGCUGCCAUGCAAGGAAGAUGCCACAUGACCCGCUUUUUGUAUGAUCUCACCAAACCUGUCUUUCAGGAUCAGGACUGCCAACUCUUGUUCUUCACUUCUAUCCACACUGCCAACUAUGUGGACAACCAAAACCAAAGUAUAAUUCACACAGCGGUUUCGCAUCGCCAUGCUAGCAUAUUCAAUUUAGUGCAUGAAAUAGGGUCACAUAAGGAUAUCAUAGUAACAUAUAUAGUGGAAGGAAGUAACACAUUAUUGCAUUUGGCUGCAAAAUUAGCCCCACAAGGCCAACUUGAAUUAGUUUCUGGAGCAGCAUUCCAAAUGAGCCUUGAGUUAAUAUGGUUUGAGGAGGUGAAGAAGAUAAUGCCACCAUCAUUCAUAAAAUUGAGAAAUUCUGAAAGCUUAACUGCUCAAGAAUUGUUCACUAGGGAGCACGAAGAACUAAGAAAAAAGGCAGAGGAUUGGAUGAAACGCACUGCUGAAUUUUGCAUGCUUAUUUCGACCGUUAUUGCAACAGGAGUGUUCUCUACUGCAAUCAACAUACCAGGUGGCAUCGAUGAUCAAACGAAAAAACCAAAUUACUUAGACAAAACCUCGUUCCUAGCAUUUGCAAUAUCAGAUGCAACUGCAUUCAUCUCAUCUGCAGCUGCAAUAUUAAUAUUCUUUUCUAUUCUUAUAUCACGUUAUGCAGAGUAUGACUUUUACAAGUCAUUGCCCUUGAAGUUAAUUUUCGGAUUGAUAACGCUAUUCAUCUCCAUAACAUGUAUGAUGAUAGCAUUUGGCAGUGCCUUCUUUAUCACGUACAACUAUGGUUUGAAGGUUGUUCCUGAUUUUAUUUCAGUUCUUGCGUGUCUACCAAUGCUUUUAUAUAUAGCUUUGCAAUUUUCGUUAUGGUCAGAUAUCAUCUACUCAACCUACUACUGUAGGACUUUAUUUAAGCCAAGUAAACGUAUGAUUUACCUUCUAGAGAAGUAGAGGCAUUGUAAUCAAAUCAUGUUUUGAUUUGUGAAAGUUGUAAUAU
This is a messenger RNA of Cajanus cajan (pigeon pea), 1162 nucleotides long. Lineage: Eukaryota; Viridiplantae; Streptophyta; Magnoliopsida; Fabales; Fabaceae. The record is from RefSeq and is a predicted model, not a curated record.